This is a messenger RNA of Penicillium canariense, 2205 nucleotides long. Its product is annotated as terpene cyclase/mutase family protein. NCBI's taxonomy places the organism in Eukaryota, Fungi, Ascomycota, Eurotiomycetes, Eurotiales, Aspergillaceae. The transcript has 4 exons. The record is from RefSeq and is a predicted model, not a curated record. Gene Ontology annotation, molecular function: lanosterol synthase activity. Gene Ontology annotation, biological process: triterpenoid biosynthetic process; ergosterol biosynthetic process. Gene Ontology annotation, cellular component: lipid droplet. Bases 1 to 2205 code for a protein of 734 amino acids.
AUGGCUUCACACAUUGGUCCAUGGAGGACUUCUGCUCAGGGCCACCUAUCGCCCGACACCAAUGGCGACUCCAAGACUGACUACACACGCUGGCGAUUGGUUAAUGAGGAAGGUCGCCAGACUUGGCGGUAUCUGGAAUCCGAGGAAGAGAACCAGGCCUGGCCGCAGACAGUUGCAGACAAGUACCAUCUUGGACUACCAACGGGUCUCCCCGAACUCUCAGAGGCCAAAACACCUCUCCAAGCCGCCGAGAACGGCCUAUCUUUCUUCUCGCACUUGCAACUUGAGCCGGGUAACUGGGCUUGCGAAUAUGGGGGGCCUAUGUUCCUACUGCCAGGGUUAUUAAUCACCUGGUAUGUCACCAAUACUCCUAUUCCCCCGGAGUACGCGACGGAGAUCAAGCGCUAUCUGUUUGCCCGCCAACACCCGGAGGAUGGCGGCUGGGGCCUGCACAUUGAAGCCCAUAGCUCUGUUUUCGGCACUGCCAUGAACUACGUGGCUCUGCGUCUGGUCGGUGUUAGCGAGGAUGACGCUCGUAUGGUGAAGGCGCGAGGACUGCUCCACAAGUUCGGAGGUGCUAUCUAUGGCCCUCACUGGGCAAAGGCAUGGCUCAGCAUUCUAGGCGUGAUGGAAUGGGAGGGUGUCAACCCUGUUCCCCCUGAGAUCUGGCUUCUACCCGACUGGGUGCCUUUUGCUCCUUGGCGAUGGUGGAUCCAUAUUCGCCAAGUGUUCUUGCCUCUCUCCUACAUCUGGUCCAAGAAGUGGUCUCACCCUCUCAAUGAUUUCACGAAACAGCUCCGUGAAGAGCUGUACACACAGCCAUAUGACUCGAUCAACUUCGCCGCACACCGCAACUCCAUUCAUCCCGCCGACAACUACUAUCCUAAGACCUGGAUCUUGAACGGCAUCAACGAACUUCUGGUUCGUGUUUGGAAUCCCUUCCUUCGCCUUGGUGCUAUUACUAGGCGUGCUGAAGAUUGGACAUGGGAGUUGAUCCGCAUGGAAGACGAAAACACUGACUACGCGGGGCUGGGACCCGUCAACAACCCGCUCAACAUGGUUGCUUGCUAUAUCCACGAUGGCCCAGACAGCUACUCAGUUCGUCGACACCGAGAGCGGUUGAAUGACUACAUGUGGAUGAAAAAUGAAGGCAUGUUGGCGAACGGUACCAAUGGUGUUCAGGUCUGGGAUACAACUUUUGUCACGCAAGCGGUUUCGGUGGCUGGAUUUGCCGAUGACCCCAAGUGGCGGCCCAUGUUGACCAAGGCUCUGGAGUUCAUUGACGACCAUCAACUGCGGGAGAACGUGCCCGAUCAAGAGAAAUGUUAUCGCCAGCACCGCAAGGGCGCCUGGCCUUUCAGCACCAAGACCCAGGGAUACACUGUUAGCGAUUGCACUGCCGAGGGUCUGCGGUCCACUAUCCAGCUCCAGGAGAUGCACAACUUCCCCAAGCUGAUCUCAGUGGAACGCCUGAAGGAUAGUGUGGACUGCCUGCUCUUGAUGCAGAACCCAACUGGUGGCUUCACUGAAUACGAGACCACUCGUGCCUCGCCCAAGGUUGAGUGGCUGAAUGCCGCCGAGGUAUUCGGCGGUAUCAUGAUCGGAUAUGAUUACCCCGAGUGCACUACCGCCUCCGUGACUGCGCUGUCGCUCUUCAGCAAGUUCUACCCCGACUACCGCGCCGACGAAAUCCGUGCUACCAAACAGAAGGCCGUGGCCUACAUCAAGCGUGCUCAGCGCACGGAUGGAAGCUGGUACGGCUCUUGGGGUAUUUGCUUCACGUACGCCGCCAUGUUCGCACUGGAGAGCUUAGCCAGCGUUGGCGAGACCUAUGAGACUAGCGAGAACUCUCGUCGAGGUUGUGAGUUCCUAAUCUCCAAGCAACAGGCCGAUGGUGGCUGGGGCGAGUCAUACCUUAGCAGCGAAAAGCAUGUUUAUGUUCAGCAUGAGAAGUCCCAGGUGGUCCAAACUGCUUGGGCCUGCCUGGCGCUUCUGGAAGCCCAGUAUCCCCACAAGGAGCCUCUCGAGCGUGGCAUGAAGCUGCUCAUGGCGCGCCAGCAGCGUAACGGCGAGUGGCUGCAGGAGUCAAUUGAGGGUGUAUUUAAUCAGUCGUGUAUGAUUUCUUACCCCAACUACAAGUUCUACUGGCCGAUCCGUGCCCUUGGCUUGUACAGCAAAAAGUUCGGCAACACUGAGCUGCAGUGA